Penicillium griseofulvum is the source of this 1494-nucleotide messenger RNA. RefSeq names its product Major facilitator superfamily domain, general substrate transporter. The transcript has 6 exons. Gene Ontology annotation, cellular component: membrane. Gene Ontology annotation, biological process: transmembrane transport. Bases 1 to 1494 code for a protein of 497 amino acids. NCBI's taxonomy places the organism in Eukaryota, Fungi, Ascomycota, Eurotiomycetes, Eurotiales, Aspergillaceae. The record is from RefSeq and is a predicted model, not a curated record. Gene Ontology annotation, molecular function: transmembrane transporter activity.
AUGGCUACUGACUCCUUCGACAAACCGACUGACUCUCGGUCAGAAGACCCUGAGAAAAUUCUUGAUUCUAAGGAUCCGCUUGCUGCUGCAGGAUUUGAAGAUCCCGAUGCAGGAUUGAGUGAUGCAGAAAGGGCAGAAAUUGAUCGCAAGCUACUAUGGCAACUUGAUAUGCGCCUCGUGCCGUGGCUCAGUCUACUUUAUCUCGUUUCGUUCCUUGAUCGGACAAAUAUCGGCAAUGCGAAGCUCGUCGGUCUUCAAACAGACCUGCACAUGACCAAUGCCCAAUACAAUGCAACACUCACUAUAUUUUUCGUCUCGUACUCCGUCUUCGAGCCUCUGACUAACGUCCUGCUCAAGCGGUUGCGGCCGAGUGUCUUUAUCCCACUUAUAAUGAUGGCCUGGGGACUCUGCAUGACAUUCAUGGGCUUCGUAACAAACUACAGCGGUCUAAUGGCAGUCCGUUGGUUUUUGGGUCUAUCCGAAGCCGGCCUAUUCCCCGGCGUGGGCUAUUUCCUCUCAUGCUGGUACAAGCGCUCAGAAUUCGGCGUGCGAAUGGCGAUCUUCUUCUCCGCUGCCGCGCUCGCAGGUUCCUUCGGUGGACUGCUAGCAGCAGCAAUUGCCAAGAUGGACGGCGUGGGCGGUAAGCCCGGCUGGUCAUGGAUUUUCAUUCUGGAAGGUCUUCUUACGUUCGUCAUUGGCGUUGCCUCGUUUUGGUGUGUCUAUGACUUCCCUGACCAGGCGUCGUUCUUGUCCGACAUCGAUCGCAAGCGUGUGCUUAGGAGACUCGCUAUGGAUCAGCAGUCGAGUGCUGAGCAUGAGGAGUUUAAGAUGGAUUACUUCUGGGCCAGUUUGAAGGAUUGGAAGACUUACACUGGCGCUGUUAUUUAUAUGGGGGCUGAUGGGUCGCUUUAUGCGUUUUCGCUUUUCGUGCCUACUAUUAUCAGUGAACUAUUGUUGAGUGUACCGCCAUAUGCUGCUGCCGCCGUCUUGACAGUGACAGUUGGCUUCAUUGCAGAUCGCACAAGACAGCGUGGUCUCUGCAAUAUCGCCGUCUCCCUCCUUGGUAUGGUUGGGUUCGCUAUGCUGAUAGGCUGCGAGUCUGCCGGUGCCCGCUACGCAGGAACCUUCCUCGGAGCCAUGGGCAUCUACCCUGCCAUUGCGAACACGAUCUCAUGGACUAGUAACAACACCGAAGGUGUAUACAAACGAGGUGUCUCUCUCGGAUUUAUCAUCGGUUGGGGAAAUCUCAACGGUAUUGUCUCAUCUAACAUCUAUCGCACUGAGGAUAAGCCGAGAUUCUACCCCGGUCACGGAGUAGUACUCGGAUACCUAGUCUGUUUCCUCUUUGGUGGAUCCGUGGUGCAGUACCUCCUACUGCGCCGUGAAAAUGGCAAACGCAGACGCGGCGAACGCGACCACUGGAUCCAGGGCUUGGACCAUAAUCAGAUCGAGUUGUUGGGCGACAAGAGGCCGGAUUUCAUCUACACGCUGUGA